AUGCGUAGCAAGUUCCUUGGACAGCUGAUGAUCUUUCUUAAUAGCAUCGUCAGUUCCAUAUUCUGUGGACAUCUGGGGAAGGUCGAGCUGGAUGGUGUCACGCUCGCAGUAUCGAUUGUGAAUGUCACUGGGAUUUCAGUUGGAACUGGCUUGGCUUCCGCUUGUGACACGCUAAUGUCUCAGUCCUUUGGAGGCAAGAACCUAAAACGUGUGGGGAUCAUACUUCAAAGAGGAAUCCUCAUCUUGAUGCUGUGUUGCUUUCCUUGCUGGGCCGUCUUCAUCAAUACCGAGCAUAUCCUCCUGCUCUUAAAACAAGACCCCGAAGUCUCCAGGAUAGCCCAGAUUUAUGUGAUGGCUUUUAUUCCUGCUCUUCCCGUAGUAUUCCUGUUCCAGCUGCAGACAAGAUAUUUACAAAAUCAGGGCGUCGUCAUGCCUCAGGUUAUUACUGGGAUUGCAGCGAAUGUCGUCAACGUGGGCAUGAAUGCUCUCCUGCUGUAUGCCCUGGACCUCGGAGUGGUAGGAUCUGCCUGGGCAAACACCACGUCCCAGUUCUUCCUGUCUGGCCUUCUUUUCCUGUACAUAUGGUGGAAAAAAAUCCACAUCGACACUUGGGGAGGUUGGACUAGAGACUGUUUCCAGGAGUGGGACUCCUACAUCCAGCUGGCUAUUCCCAGUGUGUUCAUGCUGUGCAUUGAGUGGUGGACCUUCGAGAUCGGAACCUUCCUUGCAGGACUGAUUAACGUGACAGAACUUGGAGCCCAGGCCAUCAUUUAUGAACUGGUCUCUGCAGCCUACUUGGUGCCCCUUGGCUUUGGUGUGGCAGCCAGUGUUCGAGUGGGCAAUGCUCUGGGGGCAGGGGAUGCUGAGCAGGCUCGGCACUCCUGCGUCACUGUUCUCCUGUGUGCCGGUGUUGGUGCACUUGUAGUGGGGGUUUCACUUGCAGCUUUGAAGGAUGUGGUUGCCUACAUAUUUACCAGUGACGAAGAGAUUAUUGCCCUUGUGAGCCAAGUGAUGCCUAUUUUUGUUCCAUUUCAUCUAUUUGAUGCACUUGCAGGCACCUGUGGUGGAGUCCUGAGAGGUACAGGAAAACAAAAGAUUGGUGCCAUCUUGAAUGCCAUUGGUUAUUAUGGUCUUGGUUUUCCCAUUGGAGUAUCUCUGAUAUUUGCUGCUAAACUUGGGAUAAUAGGUCUCUGGUCUGGAUUGACAGUUUGUGUCUUCCUUCAAGCCCUUUUCUACAUGGUGUACAUCUGGGGGAUCAACUGGACUAGAGUUGCAGAGCAGGCGCAGGUUCGAGCUGGGCUGAAAGGAAUUACAGAGACCGUGCCUACUCCGACAGAUCUGCCUACCUUGAAAAAGGAGGUAACCGAUGGAGUGAUUUUACCCGAUGUCAUCAGACCAGAGAGCCAGACCACCCAACUGAUGAAAAUGGAGGAAAACAACCAGUACACAGUGCCCACCAUUGGAGAUGUUUUGACAGUGAGCCAGUUGAUUUUCUAUCGAGGAAUAGCUUUAGUUGUUGCUGUUGCUGUUCUUUUAGCAGGAAUUUUAAUAAGAGUUUUCAAUGAGCGUGGCUAA
Molecule: messenger RNA, 1575 nt
Organism: Ceratotherium simum simum (southern white rhinoceros)
Lineage: Eukaryota; Metazoa; Chordata; Mammalia; Perissodactyla; Rhinocerotidae
Source: RefSeq, a predicted model, not a curated record